CCGCGGCCCUCCAGAUGCAGGCGGGCGGCUCGCAGGCAGGCCCCUCCUCUCGAGAGGAGCCCGCGGGCCGGCCCUCCGGGAAGAAGGCAAGUGUCCCGAUGGAGGAGGAGCUUAGGGGCCGGUCGUGGGCCACGCCGCCCGACAGAGUUUCGGGCAGGAAGCGCGACGGCGCGGAGCUCGCGCGCUGCUCGGGCUUCUGGAGCGCCGAGGGGGAGCGCGCAGAGGCGGCUGCGUCGGGCAGCGCCGCGGGCGAACGACCCUCCAAGUCUCCCCGUCGGGACGGGGAGACGGCGCUCGUGCACCCCCGCGCAGAGCUGGACGAUCUGCAGAGGGGCCUCGUGCGGCAGUUCGUGAGCACCAUCGACGCCAACGAGGAGUCGAUCGUCAUCACAAACCCGCGCGCCCAGGGCAACCCCAUCGUCUGGGUCACCCGGCCGUGGCAGGACAUGUGCGGCUUCACGUACGGCGAGGCGGUGGGCCGCAACCCGCGCCUCACGCAGGGAGAGAGAUCCGACCCGGCCGUCGUGUCGGCCAUCUCUGGCGCGCUCAAGCAGGAGCGGCCGUGCAAGGUCGCAAUGGUUAACUACCGCGGCGGCGAGGGCGGGCCAGCCUUUUGGAACAUGCUCUCCAUCUCGCCGCUGCUGCACCGCGGCCAGCUGCAGCUCUACAUCGCCAACCUGCAGGACUAUAGCUAGGCCAGAUGGUGUCGCUCACACCGUCGCAGUUCUGCCGCGCGGCGCUGCACUACCGCCGCGGGCGCCGCCUCGAUGCGCCCCUCACCUCGCUCUCGCUCGCCAAGCCCGCAAUCUACGAGGCGGACGGCGAGCACCCCCUGCAGCCGGCGCCUGAGCCGCCACCGGCGCAGCCGAUGAUGCGGCGGCUCGGCUGGAAUAAGCUUGUGCUCGAGCCGGAGCACCUCGCUGACCGCGUGGGCGACGCCUUGUCCCGGAUCGACGCGCAGUACGAGCUCGCAGAGCGGCUUGCGAGUGGCGAGAGCGUCGUCGUCUCCGCGCGCAGUGGCGACGUGGCGAUGCGAGUGCUCGUCUCCGAGGAGGCGGACGGGCACUACUCCAUCUCGUGCACGCGCCUCUCGGGCGACACAUUCUCGUACCACGCCGCUUUCCGCCAGUUCAAAGCGGCGUUGGGUGAGGCGCUCACGCAGCACCCGCUGCAGUCGCGCGGUUUCGUGACGCCGCCGACCGGCGCGGCCCGCGGCGCGCUGCCUUUGGCGCGCGCACUUCCCGCCCUCACGGCUCCAUGAACAAUUUGGCCUCUUCCGAUCGUGUGAUUGAGCUUGGCCUCUUCCAUUAUUGCGCCGCGCCAGCCGACGCGGGCGAGGAGUUGCACCGCGGCGCUCCGCCCCUGCAGAGUGCAUUUACCCUCGCGAUCGUCGGCUGCGUGGCGCCCACGAGGCGGCGCAUGGGCCGCCCGGCCCGCCCAGUACACACGAACACACGAUGUUUUGCUUCGAUGGUCUGUUUCGUCCUUGCCCCCUCUCUGUUGAUUGUGCGUCUGUCUGCGGAGCGUGCGCUACUAGAGCUUUUAUGGUCGCACUCCGUC
Emiliania huxleyi CCMP1516 is the source of this 1560-nucleotide messenger RNA. RefSeq lists its product as hypothetical. The transcript has 5 exons. Gene Ontology annotation, cellular component: nucleus. The coding region runs from base 15 to 695 and encodes 226 amino acids. NCBI's taxonomy places the organism in Eukaryota, Haptophyta, Isochrysidales, Noelaerhabdaceae. The record is from RefSeq and is a predicted model, not a curated record.